Bipolaris victoriae FI3 is the source of this 699-nucleotide messenger RNA. RefSeq lists its product as hypothetical. The transcript has 2 exons. The record is from RefSeq and is a predicted model, not a curated record. Bases 1 to 699 code for a protein of 232 amino acids. Lineage: Eukaryota; Fungi; Ascomycota; Dothideomycetes; Pleosporales; Pleosporaceae.
AUGAGAUUCCUCCUCCCAACUACCGUCACAGCCCUCAUCUCCCCUCUCCUCGCCCAAACAAUUACCCCAGCUCCAACUCCCACCUCGACGGCAGCUUGGUACGAAACCGGUCCCCCCUGGGCCUCAGACGACCCAGCGAAAUGGUCCUCGAUAUACAGUUCCCUCCUCUCCGACGGCAAAAUCCCUUCAACCCUGACCGCCGCACCCUGGCCAACUGGUAGUUGGGGCCCCGGCCAAGGUCCCUGGGGCGGACCUGGUUUCGGUCCUGGCCAUGGUCCUGGCGGUGGUCCUGGAGGGCGCUGGGGUGGUCCCGAUGGUGUAGGUCCCUGGGGCAGUUCCAACUACGGUCCCUACAGCGACUGGGCCACGCGCUCGGACUGGCGCUCCGGGCCCUGGACCGCGUGGUGGGGCGGCAGCAAGUGUCCGCCGUCCGAGUGGCCUGGCUGGACGGCGGGCCCGUGGAGUACGUCUGCGCCGUGGACGAGUUGGGAAGGGUGCACAGCGAGUACGACUGCGACGAGUGUGGUUACGACGACGGUGAGCGGCGUUGUGGCUACGUCGACCGCGUACGGGUUGCAGGUUGCGGCGGCGAGUGCGGAGCCUCAGGAGCAGCAGGGUGGUGCUGGGGGUAAGGUACAGGUGGGUGUUGGGGCCGUGGUUGGGGUUGCGGGUUUGGUGGGAGUGGUGGUGGGGUUGUAA